Messenger RNA from Leopardus geoffroyi (Geoffroy's cat), 3951 nucleotides. RefSeq names its product thioredoxin domain containing 2 (gene TXNDC2). The transcript is spliced from 2 exons. The coding region runs from base 2151 to 3779 and encodes 542 amino acids. The record is from RefSeq and is a predicted model, not a curated record. Lineage: Eukaryota; Metazoa; Chordata; Mammalia; Carnivora; Felidae.
UUGUCAUUGCGAGCGUGGGGUAGAAAUGAAUUUCCAUGCAGUGUUUAUUCCAACUUCUAGUGUGGCUCCCUGAACUACAGAGGCUGAAAAUCUGAAGACCACAUUUUUUGGCCUCCCCUGGGGUUCUGGACGCAAAACAGAUUCCACCAGUAGUUGGACCCGCAUGCGAAGGAAGCCAUCAUCUUGCAACUUUGUCCUCUCUCUGCCCUAGCUUUCUAGUUCAGCCCUAGUUUUGAGCUGAGAGGGAGUUGGAGCGGUGGCUCUCUCACCCUUGGUUGGCAGCUGGAACAGAAAGUUCUUGAAGUCAACCAUUUUAGCGGCAACUUUCUGAUUCCUGCCUUCCUGAUAUCAUGAAGGUCGCACCCCCUGGCAGGCCAGGUCUGCAGCCCUGCUCAUUUUUCUAGGAAUUAUUCCAGGAUAUCUAGCCCAAAGGCAGCCUUUCCAGCUAUGUUAUAAUUAGAUAAAUCUUUCUAUGCCUAGAAUAGCUGAUUUAUUGUUUCCCUCACAGAGCCACAACUGACAUAAGGGUUCAGGAGCAAUUUGGGGGCCAGCUUGUGCUAAAGGAGAAAAUACAUUUUAAGGGAAAAAGAUACAUUUUAUGACAAGUUGAAUGAAAAUGAUUCAGAGGCGUUGAUAUUUCCGGUUGCUUGGAAUCCAUCUGAAUUUCAGACUAAAGAGGAGAAAUAAUUCGAACAACUCUGCCAAACCUAAAACACAGCUCAGGUCCCCAAGUAUGAAUGUACCAUGGUCACAGAUCUCCUCACUUUCAUGAAGAUGUGCAAAUAUAUUAUGGCUUUAAAAUUUUCCUACAGUGGAUCUCCUUCCUCCACGAGCCUUGUCUCGAUGGGGAUUCGAGGAGUGAGGGGCAGGAAUUCAAUCUGCCUACUUGUGGACUUUUAGCCUGAUGCACGCUUUCUCAUUCUGGUAGCAGUUCAAUCUUUCCAAUUCCUCCCCUUUCUCCACAAUAUCUGGGUGCACAGGGCCAUGCAGCCCAGUUGUGGCCCGGCCCUCUGGCUCUGAUUCCGCAUGUAAAGUGGCUAGUCUGGCCUGCUGCCUCGACUAAGGACUGCUGAGGACCACCGGGCCCAUCUAGGGGUUGGGGCACCAUGCUCUCACCCACUGGUUGAAACUGUCACUCCAGUCGUUGCCCUCUCAUCACAAAUCCCCCUUCAUAGUGGCUUCUCGCUGCUUCCUCGAGGCCCCUAUAGGUCUGCCGGUCUUUAAGGGAUGCUCACAGCCCCAGCACUGGCUGUGCAGGAUUUCCAGAUCCCUGGCCUGGAUACAGCAGGCUGUGGGGCCAGGAGUCUGCGCCAGGCCCAAGAAUCCAGUCACACCCUCUGCCAGUGACCCACGCUGCCAUGUCGAUGAGGAGUCCAUGUGAAUGUGGGUGUUUCUGGCCUCCCCAAUGGAGCCCAGGCAAAUACUCCUCUGCUGUCAGCUUUCCUCUGAACACAUCUACGUACCUGUUCUCUUGGCUCCCCAUCAAUUGGGAUGGAAGGUGUGACAUUUUCACCUCUUCUCAGGGAAUUUCUCUGCGUCAUAAUCUACUCCCUUCCAAAUAGUCAAAUCGAACACCUGACGGUCAGGCAGGACUUUGCAGAGGAGGGUAACGUGAUUAGGAGGAAACACUUAGAUGGUUAGAGCGGGUGAGUCAGAAAGGAACAGCUGGAGCUGGAGAGUCCUAGAGGAAGGUUGUAGGAAAGGUGGUUUCGAGUUACCAUGCUGGGCAGGGAUUUGGCAAACGGCACAGUUCAGCGUAGCGUUCAGGGAGCAGGCUUGGAACCCGCCCAUCUCCCGGCUUCGUGACCUUGAGCAAGUUACAUAACUUCUCCAGGGCUCAAUAUUCUUGUUUGUAAGGCGGGGAUCAUAAUGGUACUUACCUCAGUGGUUUGUUGUGUUAUAGGAAAUAAUGCCUAUGAAUGCACAUCAGGCACCGGGCACAGCCUAACACACGGCACGGCCACCAUAACCAAGGCUGUCACGAGACUCUCGAAUACUACUGCUCUGAGUACAAAGAGGGAAAGCCAGCCGUGAGUACCACCCGAAUGCAAGUCGUUACUCAUAUUAUGAUGUCAGGCAGGAGAGGCUGGAGAAAGUUGGAGGGUACAGCCUCGUCUCCACUCUGAGGCACGUGUGAAGUCUGAGUGGAUAUGGACAAGGAACAGGAAGUGGAAAGUGAUAGAGCUGCAACCCCAGAAGAUCCGAACAUGAGUCCAGAGAAACAAGAAGCCGAUCAAGGUGACGCUAAUGAAAGUCCAUUAUUACAGGGCCUGUCCAGCCACGUGACUCCCCUGGUCCCAGAAUUCUUGGACACAGCACACAUCCAGGAGAAGGCCUCGGCUUCGGAGGCCGACAACAUACAACACAUGCCUGCAAAGCAAUCCAAAGGUCCACAGCUCAAGGUCAUAUUCCCACCGGCACAGGGCGGUAACAUCUUCAAUUUCUCAGCAAUGACCAUGCAACCCAAGCAGGCUGGCACCCCCAGUUUUUCAGCAAAAAUCAUCCCUCGCGAGCAGGGCAGUAUCCCCAAUUCUUUAGCAAAAAUGAUCCUGCCCAGGCAGGCUGAUACCCCCAAUUCUCCAGAAAAAAUUAUCCCGCUCAAGCAAGCUGGCAUCUCCAAUCCCUUAGCAAAACCCAUUCCACCCAAACAGGCUAACAUCCCAAGUUUCUCAGCAAAAUCCAUCUCACCCAAGCAGGUUGACACCCCCAGGUUUUCAGCAAAAAUCAUCCAACCCAAGCAUGGCAGUAUCCCCAAUUCUUCAGCGAAAAUGAUCCUGCCCCAGCAUGGCAAUGCCCUCAAUUUCCCAACCAAAAUCACCCCACCCAAACAGGCUGAUACCCCCAAUUUCCCAGCAAAAAGCAUCCCACCCAAGCAGACUGACACCCCAAAUUUUUCAGGAAAAGUCAUUCUACCCAAGGAGAGUGAUACCCCCAAUCCCUCAGAAGAAAGGAUCCCACCCAAGCAGGCUGAUAGCUCCAAUUCUUCAGAAAAAAUUAUUGCACCCAAGCACGGUGACACCCCCAGUUCCUCAGAAAAAACCACCCUGCUGCAGGAGGAUGGAAUGUCUACUUCCUUAGAAAAAAACAUCCCACCCAAGCAGGAUAACAUCCCCAUGUCCCCGGCCAAAACCAUCCUGCCUAAGCAGGGCAAGAGUCCCAAGUUCUUAGCAAAAUCCAUUCUGCCCAAACAGGCCAACACCCCUAAGUUCUCAGCAAAACCUUUCCUGUCUAAACAGAUCAACAGCCCCAAGCUAUUAGUGAAAUCUACCCUGUCCAAACACAUCCCCACCCCCAAGUCCUCAGAAGAAAACAUCCUGCCCAGAGAGGGUGACACCAAGUACUCAGAAGACAGCAUCCAGACUAAAGAAGGUGAUAUCCCCAAGUCCUCAAAAGAAGCCAUCCCGCCCAUAGAAGGAGACGUCCUGAAGGCAUCAGGGUCAAUGGAGCUUCUGGAGGUGGACUUGGUGAAGAUGAUCCUAAGCAAGGAGGACUUCGAGUUGGCUCUCAAGGAGGCUGGGGAGAGGCUGGUGGCCGUGGACUUCUCAGCCACGUGGUGUGGGCCUUGCAGGACCAUCAAGCCCCUUUUCCAUUCCUUGUCGGUCAAGUACGAGGACGUGGUGUUCCUGGAGGUGGAUGCUGAUGAGUGUGAUGAGCUGGUGAAGGACCUUGAGAUCAUGUGCAUCCCAACCUUUCAGUUUUAUAAGAAAGAAGAAAAGGUGGGCGAAUUUUGCGGCGCCGUUACAGAAAAACUCGAAGCGAUCAUUGCAGAGUUAAAGUAAUUGUGGAUUCUGAAAGCAUUGUAGACAGUCGGCUCGUGAUAGUUUGUGAUUGCUUUUUUAUUUACCAAAAAAGGUGAGGCGUAACAAAAGUGUAUGUCUGAAUGGCCCCCUGCUCAUAAAUUAUUAAGUAUUAACUCCACCUUUUCGAAAAGUGGUAAAGCACUGAAGCCUA